This is a messenger RNA of Diaporthe batatas, 3331 nucleotides long. RefSeq lists its product as uncharacterized. The record is from RefSeq and is a predicted model, not a curated record. The coding region runs from base 1195 to 2535 and encodes 446 amino acids. The transcript has 3 exons. NCBI's taxonomy places the organism in Eukaryota, Fungi, Ascomycota, Sordariomycetes, Diaporthales, Diaporthaceae. Gene Ontology annotation, biological process: fungal-type cell wall organization. Gene Ontology annotation, cellular component: cell cortex of cell tip; plasma membrane.
GGCAGGCUGGCAAACUGGCAGAGCCGCCCUCUCAGUCUCUGCCUUACCGCGCCACAGGCCAGCAGGCCAGGCAGGCGUGCUUACCAGCGUGCUUACCUCGCUCGGGUCUCGUCUCGUUUUCCUUUGAUUCAUUGAGUCCAGUUCAGCCCCCUGCCCUUGCCGCCAAGCUGCCACCCAUGGCCAGGAUUCUGGCUUGGGGGACCCACGAUCGCCGGGUCGCCUCAGGGGUCCAUGUCCCUUUCUAAUUGAUCCCACCAGCCUGGAGCAUAGACUACUAUGUAAUGUGCAAUGCCACACUUGUGCAGCGUGCUGGCCGCCCACCAGCCCGCCAGCCCGCCUGACUGUACGGCGCGGGACAGGUGAACGUGCAAUCCAGACCACUCGUUCACAGGGCCCGGGGGGCUGACCCACUCCCCAACUGCCCGACUGCAUGUGCCAUGGCCAGAUGGGUCGUGGCGCCAGUCUCCAGUCUCCAGUCUGGUUUUCUUUUUUGAUCCCAGGCCUCUCCUUCUCCAGUUCCCGCCCGUGUGCGAUCGCGAGCUCCAGACCAGCUCAAGCUCCAGCUCUCCGGGGUGCGACUCGACGAGGUGGACGCACAAAACAUACACAGUACUUGCUGCCCAGGUGUGUACGGAGUAGUCCAGGUUCGACCAGGCUACGUACGUGCAUGUCGUCACCCUGGCGCCGACAAGAGAAGGGAAGGAGUUACGGUCAACAAGCCCCAUCCACGCCAGGUACAACGCAGGCACAGUAACACGAAAGGACACUCGGGCAUAUACACUCACACAGCCUCUUUCCUGGCCAGCAAGCCCCGCCUGUUAAACAUUCGGGUUCCUGCUCGGCGGUUGCUGGGCGCCUCCGACUCAUCCAUCGCCUGUUUUUCAACCGCGCGUGUGUACUCACCAUCACCACGCUGCCCUGGACCAGACAGGCUGUCCAGCUCCAUAUCCACAUCCGGGUCCCUGCCGACCUCACAAUUACAGGACUCAUUCAUUGUUUGUUCGGACAUAACGCAUUAAGCUCUGUUCCUUGUCUCUGGCAUCUGCAAGUCGCAUCUUGAACUUCACCAUCGCCAUCGCUGUCGCCACCCCCACUACUCGCUUCGUACUUGCUGGCGUCCAACACGGCCUACAUCCCUCGCUGGCUCUCGCGCAGAAAGGCCCACUGAGCUGAUUGUACCGCCCACACAGCAUCAUGGCCAUUCCCACCCCCUUGCAGAGCUUACACAGGCGGCGCACAACCAAGGGCUCGGCCGGCUCUUUCGACGCAAACUCGACAAUAUGGGAGGAUGACGGCUACUGGUACAAGCUUGACCUGCGCAGGAACACCAGGGCCCGCUCGGUUUUCGCUGGGCUUGCUUCCCUUCUAUACCUUCUAUCCUGGAUUUUCCUCAUGCUGAUCGAGCUUGGCCAAACUCGAAAAGGCAGCAGGAUACUUGGUGAAAUCUACUUCUUCAGGCUAUCACUUGCCGACAUCAUCCCUACCUCUAUUGAGAACGCCCAGCUCAUCAACUCAAUCGCCCGUGGCAUCGGCCUCCACGACUUCUACCAACCUGGCCUGUGGAACUACUGUGAGGGCUACAACGAUGAAGGCAUCACAGCCUGCUCCAGCCCCAAGAGCUACUACUGGUUCAACCCAGUCGAGAUCAUCUUGAAUGAGCUUCUUUCCGGGUCCACCAUAGCAUUGCCCGCCGAAAUCACUCAGAUCCUUGGUAUCCUCAAGAUCUGCUCCAACAUCAUGUUUGCCUUUUUCCUUGCUGGCACCAUCGUCUCCUUCAUCAUGGUCUUUCUUUCCCCCAUAGCCAUCUUCUCCCGGUGGUGGGCUUUGCCCAUGUCCCUGAUCUCUUUCCUGACCUUCCUGAUAAUUCUGGUUGGAAGUGUCAUCGCAUCGGUGAUCAGUUUCGUCUUCAAAUAUGCCGCCACCGCGCAAGCGUCACUUAAUAUCAACGCAUACGUGGGAACCCGCAUGUUUGUCUUCAUGUGGGUCUCCACCGGGUUCGCAUUUAUCGCGUUCGUCCUCCAUGCCGGCAUGGGAUGCUGCUGCACCAGCCGGCGAGACCUCAAGAGCGGCAGGAAGCCGAUGCGGCACUCGAGCAUGAAGAGGGCGCAGUCAAAGCGGUCUCAGAUGUCUCAGGUAUCCCAUUCUCGAGACACCUCGGCGGCCAGUCAACAACAAGCUCAAGGGCGGAAUAGGAGCAACACCGCUUUCUCCUUCGACCAGCAAGCUGGCGGGCAUAGCAGGAAUGGCACGGUGCUCUCAACGCACGAUGAGAACGGAGUCAGCCGGUCCAACUCUUUGAAUACGAGCAACGGCGGCGAUGUUAGCCGAUCCAACACGCUGCGCGGUAACAACGGACAGGUCAGCCGGUCCAAUACCGUCGGCUCCGUCACAAAGCCACAGCAAGCGGGCAGGAGCAGGUCCGGUACACUGCGGUCCAUCAGGUUCCAAGAUGAACGACCGCCUUCGUACGAGUCUGACAAGACGGCCGUCAACGAGAAGCAAGGAGCAAUGGGCACACGAGGCACGAGUUCCUAGUGUGAAUGCGGGCCUCUAGGGCAGGUUGAUGGACCUUCUCGAGACCAGGUGGAGUCCCCGAAUCAGACUGCCGAAGUCUUUUCGGUGGGAGGCCCAUCUACGGAGCAGGUCUAGGCCUUUUUCACAUGACAACAAUAGUCAUCAUUUCUAUACAAUCCGGUACGGACGGUCGCUGGCUGCGAAUCAGCGACUCAGCGACUCAGCGACCCUGCGAAUUUUGGCGAGGCGUUACAGGUUAGAUUCUGGGUUUCAUUAGACUACUAGACGCCCUCAGCAUGCGUGUGCACUUGUAAAUCAGGGCAUCUUCGCGGGUUGGGUAUCAUUAUAUAGGUAGCUUUCGACUCGGCCACGCCGAGAAUCAGUGUUAAUAGUAAAAGACUAUGCUCUUCUGAGCUUGCUUGCACUGUCCCCUCCUUCACUGGGGUGUUACUUGUAUGCUGGCGCGCGGUGAUCCUGAUGUCUUUGGCUGCUUUUAACCCGGACCACCUGUAUCAUGGCAAGUCAUACAUGCUUCUUGGCUGGUGUGUGUGUGUGUGUUGUGGGUGGAUGGAUCCGGGGGGGAGGGCGGCGAAUGCAUCAUCUUGAACUGAGUGGACCGGGCCAGUCCUGUAGAGUCACCGUCAUCGUGGCCUGUAAUUGUUUCCAAGACGCACGUCAAGCGAUGGCGGCUCAAUCAAGCUUGUACGCCCGCCUCGCCGUGCGCGCAAACACCUGCGCCUUCUCGUCGUCACUGAAGCUACUCAUGAAGCAGAGCCUGUCAACAACCUUCCUCCACUUCUCCCACGCGCCCUCCUCC